Molecule: messenger RNA, 1110 nt
Organism: Daucus carota subsp. sativus
Lineage: Eukaryota; Viridiplantae; Streptophyta; Magnoliopsida; Apiales; Apiaceae
Product: F-box/kelch-repeat protein At1g16250
Exons: 1
Coding region: 1-1110 (369 amino acids)
Molecular function (GO): protein binding
Source: RefSeq, a predicted model, not a curated record
AUGGGCUCAAUUGCCACCCAAACGCAUGCAAACUCAGCCAACAACUAUCGUGUUUUAGCUUCAUUUUGUGGUAAAGAUAGUUCUGCAGAAACAAACAUGAACAUGUCCAAUUGGAUAGAGAGCUACAACCCUUCAAACAACACCUGGCAUCGCAUUAGUUCAAUACCAGGACUAAUCGAGAAUCAUACUUUGAAGGACUUUGCAAUGGUCUCUAUAGGUGACUCGGUCUACAUAAUUGGUGGCCGCCUUUGUCACAAAGAAGUAAGUCAUGAGGCUGAUGAAAAUAUGGAAGUUCAACUUGAAGUUUUACCAUCUGUGCUACGUUACGACGUCCGCACAAAUGUUUGGUCUAAGUGUGCACCUUUGAUGUUACCAAGGUUUGAUUUUGCGUGCACGACUUUGGAAAAUAAAAUUUAUGUGGCCGGAGGGCGGUAUUCACUGGAAAGCGCACGUGGGACGUCAUCGGCCGAGGUUUAUGAUCCGGCGUUGGAUCAGUGGAAGCCAUUGCCUGGCAUGACCACAAUGAGGUACAAGUGUGUGGGAGUCACCUGGCAAGGGAAAAUUCAUGUGGUAGGGGGAUUUGUUGGCGGAGGGGACAUGAUUGGUAGUCCAGGACCGUACAUUAUGGAGAGAAGUUCUGCAGAGGUAUUUGACACGGUAACUGCUAAGUGGGAUUUUGUUCCAAGGAUGUGGGAAUUAGAUGUGCCUCCUAAUCAAAUCGUUGCCAUCAAUGAGAGGCUAUUUAGCUCAGGGGAUUGCUUCAAGGCAUGGAAGGGGCACAUUGAGGUCUUCGAUGGGAAGCUUAAUAUGUGGAGUGAAGUCCACGGAUCAAAUUCUUAUAACUUAUCAGGGUCUCCCAUUGCCACUACGGACACCAGCGGAGAUGAUUGGCCACCAAUGCAACGGUUAUACCUCACCAUGGCACCAAUUGAUAACCAUUUGUACUUUAUAGUCGGGUACCGGAUGCCAGGUGAGGUGCCAAAAACGAGUUCGAAAGUCCAUGUGUUCAACACACUAGUAAAUGGGGAUGGUUGGAAAAGCUUUGCGCCUUUGGAAGAGGAAGGGGAGAAGGAACUCUGUGGUCACUGCUGUGUUCUUAAACAGGUUUAG